Cladocopium goreaui is the source of this 495-nucleotide messenger RNA. The record is from the annotation of a GenBank genome assembly. Lineage: Eukaryota; Dinophyceae; Suessiales; Symbiodiniaceae.
AUGCCAGCAGAUCAACAAAAGCUGAUCCACCAGGGAAAGAUCUUGGACGACAAGACCGCAGUGAAGGAUAUUGGCAUCAAGGAAGGUGAGUUCGUGGUGGUGAUGGUGGCCAAGGCCAAACCUCCUGCAGCACCUGCUGCACCUGCGGCGCCUGCGCCUGCACCUGCUGCGCCCACUCCAGUGCCAUCAGGUCCUUCGCCGGGUGUGGACGCUGGUGCUGCUGGGGCUGCCACUGUGGUCAGCGGGGCCGCAGCAGAAGCGCCCGACCGUGCAGCAGCUCAUGGAGAUGGGCUUCGAAAGACCACAAGUGGAACGCUGCCUACAGGAGCGGCAUCCCUGCGGGGCUCAUGGCAGAGGAAGGAACUGCUCCUGGAGCUCCACCUGAGGGUGCUGCUGGUGGUGCCCCACCAGCUUCCGGAGGUGGAGGCGGAGGCGGAGGCCCGGAGAGAACCGCGCAAGGUGACACGACGACACGACAUGUGGCGCGACAUGUGA